AUGGAUAUCUUGCUCUCAUUGGCAAAUGGCCAGAACGACGAGUUGAUAUCGAGCAUUCAUUUCCCACCGCGGCGUUCCUUUGAUGCCGAGAAAGACUUGCCAUCCAACAUCCCUGCCGAUUGCAACCAGCAGGUAUUAAAUGACAGCAGUAAAGGUGAUGAGCUACAAAUUGGUUUCGCUAUCGGAACAUUCCACCGUGUGAUUCUUGAUUUCGUUGGCAAGAAGAAGGCAAUCAAACUGAAAGUGUUGGUCACGGAUAACGGCGUCGUAAGGCCGAAAGAUCUCAUAACAUGGCUGAUCAACGCUAGUGAGCUGGCAGCUGAAAAAGGGAAAGGGAAUUUGAACCAAGGAUUCAAAGUCCCGAUACUGGUGGCAAGACCUGUGAUUGGAUAA
Messenger RNA from Paracoccidioides brasiliensis Pb18, 393 nucleotides. RefSeq lists its product as uncharacterized. The record is from RefSeq and is a predicted model, not a curated record. The transcript is spliced from 2 exons. Bases 1 to 393 code for a protein of 130 amino acids.